Molecule: messenger RNA, 1524 nt
Organism: Rhinocladiella mackenziei CBS 650.93
Lineage: Eukaryota; Fungi; Ascomycota; Eurotiomycetes; Chaetothyriales; Herpotrichiellaceae
Exons: 5
Coding region: 1-1524 (507 amino acids)
Source: RefSeq, a predicted model, not a curated record
AUGUCAACUGAAGCUCUCGCCGUACAGCCGCAAGCGUCAAACCGCAGGUCUCGACAAAUUAGUGACAAACGACGCGACAAGAAACGCGUGGCCGAUCGACUAUGUCAACGCCAGGCACGAGCCCGCACGAAGACCAAGAUCGCCGAGCUAGAGUCUCUGCUGGCACGCCUGACAAACCAGUCAGGUAACGAAGUCUACGGGCAGUUGAGGGAGCAACUCGAGAAGUCUCGCACCGAGUGCCAGUCCCUAAAGCGAAAACUCACAACAAUCGCAACACUCGCUCGAAUCAACAUGGAUGAAGACCUAGAUGCACGGCAUGACGCACCCGAUAAUGGCCAUUCUGAUUUCUCCCCCGAGCAAGACAAGUCUCCCACGGACGAUCUAGAAACAAACGAUCCAUCUGUGCGCCACCCGGAAGGUACUUCGUGUAAUCUUCAUAGACCACUUGACCUUGAUUUCCCAAACGACGAUAACCCCAGCUUCAAUUUUUUGGAUGGCAUUCUAGACUUCGAAAACCUCGAUCAACCAGGAUUAGCGGCAUCAUCCCUUCGGUCCGAAGUGAUGGGAGGCACCAAUAACUUUGCAGCGACAGCCACUUCAAUCGAACUCUCCUUUCCAGAAAGCCGGUCGUCGUGCACGUGCGUCCAUCACAGCCCAGCUCUGGAUCAGGCCAAUAUGUGGUCGUCCAUGAGCCAGACGUUAAUGGAUUGGAAAACCCAUCACUGGGCUCAACUGAAACCUGGUGAAAACCAUGACGAUAUUGCAGUACGGGCCGUUACAGAAGGCUGGGACGCUCCGUCUCUUGGGAACUUGAGUAUUUCAUGGCGAAUCCUGCUGCAAGUUGAUCAGAAGGUUUGGGCCAACUGCCGGCCGGUGGACCGCCUGGCCGUUCUCAGCAUCAUGAACAUGCUCCUGCAAUGCCAUCUCAACCCUUCGGAGGAAAAUCUAUCAGGGCUCCCUGCUUGGUACCGACCAAGACCGUCACAAAUGGCUCAAAAACAUGCCUAUGCCAUCGACUUCUUUGUUUGGCCUGGCAUCCGUGAGCGAUUCAUCUACCAUCAACAUAAAUAUUGUUCCGAUAGGUUUUGGUCCCUCCUAGCACAACAUUUCCGUUUCGUCUGGCCAUAUGAUCUCCGCGACUGUUAUGCACAUAACCGAUCGACUGGCAGGUAUCAACUCUCAGAGCUGUUCCGCCGUCAUCUCGGCGACCUCUCGUCCUUUACUUUUUGUAAAGAUAUGUUCAAUAACUUCCCAGAAUUUGAAUGCGACAUUCCAAAGUAUAUGACUAUUCCACAGAGCUUGCAUCCCUAUCCGGGUUUCAAUCAGCUCAGCAAUGAAAUAGCCAGAAAAGAGCACGAUAAGACGCCUGGAACUCAGGGACCGAUUGACGUUGCUCCAACGCCUUCGAGCCGCUUGCAAGGCCAAUGGCGGUAUCUACCACAAGAAUCACAAGACGGCAUCACGAAAAACGACGGCCAAAUGUCAUGGCCCCUGCCACUCCACGUCGAUUCAUUUUUCUCGUAG